AUGUCUGAGCCCUACGAGCGCUGCCCAGCUCUGCCAGCCACAGGUCCCUCCGCAGCCGUGGGCCACAGAAGGUCCCCGGCAAGGCCACACCCACCCGCGCCGCAGCACCCCAAGGUCACCCCAGUGUCAAAGCGACCCCUGCACUGCCAGCCCCACCCCGGGCUCCGAGGGGUCCCCGAGCGGGACCGGAGCUCAGAGCUGCCGAAGGGCAACAACGGGAGCCCAGCCCUAGGCUGGCACCUCCGCGGAGAGAGGGAACCGCCCCCGCCCCCCAGGUCUGCACGAUGUGACCUGGGGGAGCCUCGGGACCCCCGUCCCGCUACCCGGGGACAAGCCCAUGGCCUGGCAGCCCGGGAUACCCACCGGGCUGAGGCGGGAACCUGUUCCCAGGCACCGGGGGUGCUUCCCCCGUGGAACCCAGGGGGCCCCCGCGAGUGGGACGCGGUUCUCACCGGCCCCGCGGGCUGGGGGCUCGGACGAUACCCAGCCGCGGUUCUGCGCAGCGAGAACCGGCACAACCCGCCCCCACCGCCACAACGUCCCCAGCCUGCAGCCGGGAGCGGGGGGUCCCCGGUCCGGCACCGGGACACGCCACCAGCCUCGGGGAAGGCGGUUGUGGUUCCCGGGGGCUCGGGGCGAUUACCCGGUUCUCCCUCACGAGCUCCAGGACCAGCCAUGCAGCCGGAGAUGCCCGGGGAUACCCCCCCGGCCCCUCUUGGCUCCGGGGGCGUUGCAGGCGAGGGAAGCCCCGGUGCUUCCCCGGGGGAAGCUCAGCUCGGUGCUGCCGGGGACCUCCCUCUCCGCUGCCUCCCGCCCUGCCCGUUCCCAUCGCCGGUGUCCCGGGGAGGAGGGGGCGGGGGAAGAGAAGGGGGUCCUGGUGAGGACUCACCUGCCGUGAGCAGCCCCGCGGCGGCGGAGCGGCCCCGCGCCCCGGGCCGGAGCGGCCGCGCCCCGCGCAGCGCGGCGGGCCCGGAGCCGGCGGCGGCGGGGCCGGUGGGCGGGAUCCUCCGCCCGGGCCUCCCCGGGGCUCCCCGCCCCCGGACCGCCCCGCCGGGGGGGCCGGACAGCGCCGAGCACCCCCGGCCGAGCACCCGGAGCUUUUCCAGCUCCCCUCCCCGCCCCGCGGGAGAGAUUCUGCCCCCGGUCCUCAGCCCAGGAGCUAGCAUCUCCCGGAGAGACCCCCGUCCCGCCGCCUGUGCCCUCCCCGCCCCCGAAUCGUCUCCUGAGCAUCCCCGGACCUCCGGACCCGCCAGUCCCCCGGUGCUCUGCACCCCGCGGCUCUAUCCCCGCCGCCUCCCAUUGUCCAGAACCCUCCCAGCUCCUCCACAGACCCCGGGGCGAGCAGGACCCCCACACACACUGCGGCGGGAUCGGGGUCUCCACACACACCGGCAGCCCCCGCCCGGCACCGGCAUCGUUUCCUCGGGGAAACCCGAGCUGGGGCGGGGAGGACGGAGGGCAGGAGGGGCCCGAAGCGGCUCCCCAGCCCAGCCCCAAGCUGCCCAGGACCGGGGCUCGCUGGACCGGGCAGGAGCUCCGUGCUGCACGGGGUCCCGCCGCCCCGGAACACCAGAGGGGCCGGCUCAGGACCAUGGAGAGCGGCCGCCGUUACCGGGCCCCGGUGCGUCCGGGGUCUCCGAGCUGGCCGAGACCCCCCCCCCCCCCCCCCCCCCCCCCCCCCCCCCCCGCUGCUGCUCAGGACACCACCGAGGCUGCAGCUCCGCCAUCACCGAGGGGCGACCCAAUGGGACCCCGGGUUGCAGGGCCAAGGUCGGGCCCUCCCCGCGAUGGAGCAGCGGCCGCCAGCGCCCCGGUCCCGGUUCUCCCGGCGGGAGGGAGAGCCCGGCCCUGGGCGGCCGCAUUGUGCCGCUGCUCGGGGAGGACCAGGCGGUUAGCAGGCUCCUGGCCUGGAUCUCGGCUCCGUUAGAACAAAACCUGCCGGGAGAGACGCGGCCGGGCAGGGCCGGAGCCAGAUGCCCUCCCGGGACCCUCCACGCUCCCGGGGGAAGACGCCCGGGCUCCAGCCGGGGCCGAGCCGGUGGUGCAGCAGGAGCCGGGACCGGUUCCACACUUCAGGGUGCUGCAGCCAGCGAGGGGAUUGGUGGUUUGGCACACACCAGGGGUCAGGAUGCCCGUCUCCACCUGGCAUGGAGGCUCCGGGGCACCCGCCUCGGGGAACCCUCGGUGCCUUCUGUACCCAGCAGCGCUGUGAACUCACCCCGGCCGAAGCGGCAGGCUGGGAGCUGCCACGCAGGGCCAGGGGUGCUGCGAGUGGCACCGGCUGAGCUGCAGCAUGGGCAGCCAGGGAGCAUCACCCUCCCCAGCUCAGGACUGACCGAAUCGCGGUACCGUGAACCGGAGGAGCCACCGGUCCCCAGCAGCGGACCGCGCCAGAAGAGCUGCAAACCCUCCCCCCGGGCCCCGGCCCCGCUAAGCACAGCCCUGUCCCCGCCCCGGGCCGGCCUCUCCCGGUGCUGCCGGGACUACAGCUCCCGGCGUGCCGCGGCCGUGGGCUGGGACCUGCCGAGGUGGCCGCCGGGAGCGCACCGGGGCGGCGGGGAGCGCGGCGGAGUCAGCCCCGGCCCCGCCGAACCGAGCCGAGCCGGGCCGGGCCGGGCCGGAACCAGGCAGAGCAGCAGUGAGUGCGGACCGGGCGCGGCGGCUCCUCCUCGGUCUCUCCCGGGGCUCCGGAGCCGACCUGCGGUUCGGUGGGGCCCGGGCUGGAGGCCGAGCUCCGUUCCCGGAGCCGCGGGUGGGGGUAGCGGGAGAAGAGGCCUGGUUUGA
Messenger RNA from Pogoniulus pusillus (Red-fronted tinkerbird), 2784 nucleotides. RefSeq names its product collagen alpha-1(III) chain-like. The coding region runs from base 1 to 2784 and encodes 927 amino acids. NCBI's taxonomy places the organism in Eukaryota, Metazoa, Chordata, Aves, Piciformes, Lybiidae. The record is from RefSeq and is a predicted model, not a curated record. The transcript is spliced from 5 exons.